AUGUCGACGCUUCUAAUUCAAAUUGAUGAAACAUUGAUGUUUUUGGGCAUUCCUGAAGAAGAAAGCCCUCGAAUACGGCAUUUGCACAAUAGCAAUAACAUUGCUAAAAAUCUUGCAGACCAGUUGAUGUAUUCAAUUAUACGUCUUUGUUCCACACUGCCCGGAAUAGUAUUGCAAAAUACUUGUGUCGUUUUAGUCGUUGAUCUUUUCUUGAGCAAGAAGGAGAGAGAAUCUAUUUGCGAAGUAUUAUUCUUAAACCUAAAAGUGAAAGCAAUACUGUGGAUGUAUUCAACUCUUACAAUGACAUUGAGUGCCGAAUCCAAAGAUGCACUUAUCAUUGACAUAGGGUGGUACGAAACGAAAAUCAUCCCCAUUGCCGAUUUAAAAAUCCUUAGCAACUUAAUCCGUAUAUCUGACAAAAGUACUAUGUCAGUGAUGAAGCACAUGCACAAUUGCUUAGCAGCAGUUCGUGCAGCCCCGAAUCCGACAAAUGCUUCUCAGCGUGAACUAGUACCUUUCUCGUUCCAAGGCCUUCUUUCAUCUCUUCUUAACUCUACAGUUUAUCCUUAUGCAGACCAAGAUGUUCCUUGCGCAAUGAAUGCCGAAGAAAUCGUCCGUAUUUUUCAUAAUUCCCCGAGGAGCUUAAUGACCUUCGCUCCGAAGCCGUCUCAUCAUGCUUAUCAAGAGGAACUUCUCUUCUUUGAUAACUGCAAAAAUGACCAAAUUAAAUUACCACUUUGGAUACCGGCUGCUUGCUUAGAAUCACUUUUCCAUGGUACAGAUUCUAUGCAUUUAGACCUUGUAGAACAAGCCUUACCAAAUCUUCUGCAACAGGUCAUUCAAUCUCUUCCCCUUGAUCUGAAAAGGCCUUUAGCAAGCAAAGUUUUACUCGCAGGACCUUUAGCUUCUAUUCCGGGUAUGCUAGAGCGUUGGAGGCAUGAGAUGAUUGCUCGAGGGAUCACUAUCCAAUGCCUUCAAUCACAUAUUCAAACCCCGUUUCCUGCCUGGUAUGGAGCCACUAUUUCCUGCAAAUCGCAAAUGGGGGAUAUCAAUGAAAACAAUUCUUCAGCCUCUGUUGAAUGUGCCAAUCAAAAAUUCCCUCCGUCUCCUAUGCUCUUCUCCAAUUCCCAGUAUUCCCAUGGAUUACCCUUACCGGAAUGGUGGUUUCCCCAAACUUAA
This is a messenger RNA of Schizosaccharomyces osmophilus, 1179 nucleotides long. RefSeq names its product dynactin complex actin-like protein Arp10 (gene arp10). NCBI's taxonomy places the organism in Eukaryota, Fungi, Ascomycota, Schizosaccharomycetes, Schizosaccharomycetales, Schizosaccharomycetaceae. Bases 1 to 1179 code for a protein of 392 amino acids. The transcript has a single exon. Gene Ontology annotation, biological process: microtubule-based movement. The record is from RefSeq and is a predicted model, not a curated record.